UGAGAAGGGGGCGUGUAGUAGAAACAAUCGGAGGUGCAAAUAAGAACCAUAUAACAGAUUAUUUGGCCGGCAUGGAUGGCCCAAAUCUUGUUCAACAACGUGCUCGUGCUUUGCUUCCUCUAUCUCCCUAGCCGAAUAUGAACUAGUUACUUCGUUUUCGUCAGUGUUCAGUGAAACAGAACUGUUACCACCGUUCACGAUUAGCAUUGGCUUGAAACGCUGUUUGUGAUACAUACACUCCUGGAACGUCGCUGCUGAUUCGUGAUUGUUUUCUUCUUUCUAAUUUGUGUCCGAAGCAUCUUUAUUGUCGAGGCAAUGAGUCUGGAUAAGAAUCCUUGUGUAUUUUUUGAUGUAUCAGUUGAUGGGGAUCCUGUUGAAAGAAUUGUUAUUGAGCUUUUUUCUAGCGUAGUUCCUAAGACGGCCGAGAAUUUUCGAGCUCUUUGUACAGGUGAAAAGGGGAUUGGCGAAGCAACUGGGAAACCCUUGCAUUAUAAAGGAACAUCUUUUCAUCGUAUAAUUAAAGGAUUUAUGGCUCAAGGUGGUGAUUUUUCAAGGGGCAAUGGCACCGGUGGAGAAAGUAUAUAUGGAGGAAAGUUUGCAGAUGAAAAUUUCAAACUAAAACAUGAUGGACCUGGUGUCCUUUCUAUGGCUAAUAGCGGGCCUAACACCAAUGGAUCUCAGUUUUUUAUUAUAUUCAAGCGCCAGGCUCAUCUUGAUGGGAAACAUGUUGUUUUUGGAAAAGUUACCAAGGGAAUAGAGAUUCUGAAGAAAAUGGAGCAGUUGGGAACGGCGGAUGGGAAACCUACCCAGCCAAUUAAAAUUGUUGAUUGUGGUGAAGUCUCUAAAGCAAAAAGCCAGUAUGCAGUUGAGAAGGAGAAAGAGAAAAGGAAAAAGUCAAUAAAAUCCUUAACUUCUGAUGAUAGUUCUGAUGCUGACAAAAAAUUAAGUAGAAAACGAAAAACAUCUUCCAAAGACAGGAGGAAGAGAAGGAGGAAAUACUCAUCAUCUGAUAGUGAUAGUGACAGUGAUAGUUAUUCCUCGGAUUCUGAAUCAGAUUCAUCGUACUCUGAUUCAAGUUCUUCCAGUUAUGAGAAGCACAAGAAGAGGAAGAGAAGUAAACGCAGGCAUGGGAAGAAGAAAAGUAUUGGACGGAAGCAGAGAAGCAAGCACAGUCGUAGAAGAUCAAGACACAAGUCCAAAAGGAGUUCUGAAGGUUCAAGUGAUACAGAAAGCGACAGUUCUAGUGCCAGUGAUAAGAAAUCUGGUCAUAAGAAACAAGCUGACGACAAAGCUGAAAAAGUUCUAGACAUAGGAGAUAAGUCUUCUAUUCUUCCUGUACAAAGUCCAACCAGUCCAGAACUAGAGGUGGAUCCCAAGGUUAAAACGACAGUAGAUAAGCAAUCACAUGAAGAAGGUGAGUUGUCUCCAGAAAAUGGUGAAUUUCUGAAUAAUGGGCAUGAUACUCAAGCUGAAUUUAGUAAACCUGCUAAUCAACGAGCUUAUUCAGAUGAUUCAAAUCACAACAGAGAUGCGAGUCCUGGAAGAGGUCCUGCUAGGAGUCCUACCAAGAAUUCUGGGGAGCUUAACCAAGGACGUGCUCUAUUGGCUAGUCCUGACCAUAAAGCAUCUGAACCUGCUGCCUCCAAACAUGGCCGGGGCAUUUCAAAAAGCCCUUCGCCAAAUGGUAUGCCAAAGCGCGUUAAAAAAGGUCGAGGCUUUACUGAGCGUUUUGCCUUUGCACGCAGAUAUCGCACUCCAUCUCCAGAGCGGUCUCCUCGUGCAUAUCGUUAUGGGGAUAGAAAUGUUAGAAGGAACUUUGAUAGAAAUACAAGCUACAGAAAUUAUUCUGAGCGCUCACCACCGCGACGUUUUCGAAGCCCACCAAAGGGCAGCCGUCCCAGAUACCAAAGCAGAAGAAGUCGUAGUAGGAGCAUCUCCCGCAGUCCAGUACGAGGCCGUUAUAGAGACAAUGGUCGUGGCCGAAGUCCAAUACGCAGUGUUAGCCCAGAAGGCAGGCGACCUCCCAUAAGUGACAGAUUAAAAUCCCGACUUGGUGCACGAGACAGUCAACAAUCUCCAAACAGAAAGAGGUCAAAGUCAAACUCAAGGAGCAAUGGCUCUUCUCGUUCCAGAUCCCCUGACGCUACACCCCCAAAGCGUUAUAAUAAAAGGACCUCUGUAUCUCGUAGCAGGUCUAGAUCGAGCUCUGCAUCCGGGCAAAAAGGUUUGGUUUCCUAUGGAGAUGGUAGUCCAGGUUCUGGGUCUAGGUAGGUAUUAUGCUGACUGCAUAGCAGCUCUCAAGUCCAAACAGUAGCCGACAUUGCUAAACAUUCUUAUAGCAAGUCUCAGCCAAAGACCUCAGAGCUAUGUGGGGCGCUGCUUGGCUGCUUACAUUGUCUCAUGUCUUUAGUGGACUCUGAUGUUAUGCCUGAAGCCAGAGGCAGUUGAAGAUUGUGCGUUAGCUUAAAAACAAGCCUUUGCUGGUUUGAGAAAGGUCAUUAGUGCCAAAAACUUGAAUGGGUACGUCUUAUAAAUUAGAUCCAGUAGGAUUUAUUGACUUCAACUGUCAUGUUUGUUGUUAUUUUUUCCUGAAAUAAUUUUAUUAACAGUGUUGUCUCUUGAGAAAGUAAUCCUUUCUAAAAGUAUAGGACCUGAACUAAAUUUGAUGAUCUGAAUAUUCAUUCCAAAUCAA
Messenger RNA from Medicago truncatula (barrel medic), 2692 nucleotides. RefSeq names its product peptidyl-prolyl cis-trans isomerase CYP63. Gene Ontology annotation, biological process: protein peptidyl-prolyl isomerization; protein folding. NCBI's taxonomy places the organism in Eukaryota, Viridiplantae, Streptophyta, Magnoliopsida, Fabales, Fabaceae. The record is from RefSeq and is a predicted model, not a curated record. The transcript has 14 exons. Bases 316 to 2271 code for a protein of 651 amino acids. Gene Ontology annotation, molecular function: peptidyl-prolyl cis-trans isomerase activity; cyclosporin A binding. Gene Ontology annotation, cellular component: cytoplasm.